Molecule: messenger RNA, 1072 nt
Organism: Thlaspi arvense
Lineage: Eukaryota; Viridiplantae; Streptophyta; Magnoliopsida; Brassicales; Brassicaceae
Source: the annotation of a GenBank genome assembly
AACCUCUCGUCUCCGAGAAAACUAAUCUCGAGAAAACGACGAGGGCCAAAAUCAUCGGUAGGUGGUGUAAACGACAACGAGAAGAAGCUGCUGGAUCAUAUUCGGAGCAAGCAAGGGAUGGGGGCAACUAGAAACGAGAUGAAAGCUGGGACAAAUAUCCAACAAACGCAAAGGGUAACUCUAGCAAUCAAUUCUCUCAAGAAGAAAAAUCUCAUCAAAGAGGUUCCAAGCAAAAGGAUCAAACAUGUUAUGGUAGUGGAGUCCGAGCCUUGUAAGGAGCUUACAGGCGGGGAUUGGUACAUCAAUGGAACUCUUGACGUGACCAAAAUCAAAAAUCUUAAAGAAAUCUGUGUCGAGAUACUGGAGACGCAUAAGCACAAGGUUGUUACCCUUGAUGUUAUAUGCUUGUAUUUCGAAAGGGCCAGCGACACGUACAAAUUGACCAGAGACCAGACCAAGGUGAAAAAGCAAGAACUUCUAGAGAUAAGACGACCAGCCACCGUUGCAGCUUCAACGAUGAUCCACCUUGGUUCUUCUGACCCUUCGUGCUCAACCUCAGUUGUGGGCUUUCACUGUCCUGAUGACAAUAUCUGCAUCAUUGUUUUGUUUAUUCACAAGGAGAUACUCAAGAACUUAGUUUUGGAUAACGUCAUCAUGGAGGUGAAGAGCAAUGGGCUUAGCGAGUAUUCUGCUACGAGAAUUGAACAAGUUUGCUACAAAUUGACUGGUAGUGUUGAAGCAAGAGCUGGAGCUUUUGCUUCGGUCCCUUCGGGGCUUGUCUGCAUAUAGGGCUUUGUACACCUGACGGGGUUAUCUCCCCGAAAACGUGUGUUUAUUUACAGAAGUGGUUAGACUUUUUGCUGCUUUUUAAGUCUAGAUUUCAGACAUGAGAUGUUACAAUACUUUCAGAUGUUUUGUUUCUCCAAAAUUAUGUUAUGUAGAAAACAGAAUGCUAUUGAUAAAUUACUAUAACUUACGGGUCCAGGUUAUUUUGAUUUAUAGGAGUAGAGGAUGGAAGAGGCUGAUCGGUCUCUUUGCGACAAGCUUCCCAUAAUUGUUUCUCUGUUCCUAG